This is a messenger RNA of Arabis nemorensis, 393 nucleotides long. Lineage: Eukaryota; Viridiplantae; Streptophyta; Magnoliopsida; Brassicales; Brassicaceae. The record is from the annotation of a GenBank genome assembly.
AUGCGUUCCAUCGUAGCUAAGUGGAGGAGGCUUAACUAUAGAUCCCUACGUGAGUUUGAUACAAACACUUCCAUCAACUUAGAAUGUCUCUUCGGAGACUAUAGAAAAGAUAGAGAUAUCCCUAAACAAGUAGUCGACAAGUACAUUAAAGCACGCAUCUGUAAACUAUGGGAAAUGAUGAAGCAUUCCUUGCAUGGUGGACCAGUACCGUUUUAUCGUGUUGUAUUGCUCAUGGCAGUUGAUAAAGGGUAUACCCACGUUCUGGAACGUCUCAGGGAAUUGGGAUUCAUGGUGUUGGUAAUCUAUCCGCGCCAUUCCUCGAGCGCCUCUUGUGUCUACGCACCGCAUCUUUGCGAUGUCUUUGACAAGUUAUUCUACGAGAAUCGAUUUUAA